GCUAAUCUCGCACAUGCGUCGGCUAAGUAAUUGCCCGCCAUGCGCAUAAUAACCCCAAUCCUCCCUCGGAAAAAUCCCCGUCAUCUUUCUACACUUCCGACGAUCAAUCUCGACAACGAUAUCAAUAAUUGCCUCCAAAAAACCCGCUUUAACGAGCCCCAAAAGCUCUUUCACCAAACCCCAAUCGCCGGAAACAUCUUCUCAUGGAACGCAAUGAUGAAGCCUAACCUAGGAAAUGGCCAGACUGAACAUGCCCAGGAACUGUUCGAUGAGGUGUCGCUUAAAACCCGCGCUUCUUGGAACACAUUUUUAUCGAGCUUAAACAAGAGACAAAACCCAGAGGUAGUCUAUAAAGGCUUUCUAGAGAUGGGUAGAGUUGGUUUUAAACCGAAAGAGUCCACUAUCUCGACUUUAGUCAGUGCGGUUUCUGAAACAAAGUUCAACGUAUUGGUACCGCAAGUUCAUGCACUUGUUGUUUGUUUGGGGCUUAAUAUGAGCAUGUUUGUGGGGCCUGUGUUGAUGAAAUGGUACUCGCGAAUGGGGGAUGUAGAGGGACUGGGAAGAGUGUUUGAUGAGAUUUUGGUAAAGAAUGCUGCUUGUUGGAAUGCUUUGGUUUCAGGGUAUAUGGAAGUAGGGUAUUUUAAGCAGGCUCGUAGGGUAUUUGAUAAGAUGCCAGAGAGGGAUAUUGUUUCUUGGACUUCUUUGAUUGAUGGGUACAUUAGGAAUAAGUGGGUUAAUAAAGCUAGGUCUAUGUUUAAUAAGAUGAACCAGAAGAAUGUGGUUUCUUGGACUGCGAUGAUCAACGGAUAUGUGCAAAACGAGAGGUUUCGGGAGGCAUUGAAGUUGUUUGUUUUGAUGUUAAGAUCUGAUACGAGGCCUAAUCAGUUUACUUUUUCAAAUGUCUUGGAUGCAUGUGCUGGUUGUUCAUAUCUUAUUACCGGCCUACAAGUCCAUUCAUGUAUCCUAAAGUUUGGGAUACCGCAGGAUUUAGUAUUGUCUGCUUCCCUAGUCGAUAUGUAUGCAAAAUGUAGGAACAUCGAUGCUGCAUUUUGUGUAUUCGAGUCCAUGCAGGAGAAGAGUUUGGUAUCAUGGAAUUCCUUGAUAGGAGGUUAUGCAAGACAAGGACUUGGAAGAAGAGCGUUGCAGGAAUUUGAUAGGAUGAUUAGCACUGGUAUCAACCCGAGUCAGGUUACAAUGUUUAACGUUUUAUUAGCAUGCAGGGGUAGUGGAUUGGUCAAAGAAGGUGAAAGGCAGUUCAACUCAAUGGACUGCAAGUACGGCAUACAACCAGGGUUGGAACAUUAUGCCUGUAUGAUGGAGAUAUAUGGGAAAGCAGGUCAGCUGGGUAAGGCUGAGACAUUGAUCAAGGGGAUGAUUUUGAAAUUCGAUGUUGUUCUUUGGGUUUAUGCAGCAUUUAGAAAGAUACACGGUGGAACAGGGAAACGGAGUGGUGUAAUAGAAUUUAGACCAUCGAAGGAGAUGAAACAAAGAAGGAAUAUCGCAAAGCAGAAGGUUCUUAGUCAGAUUGAAUCUCCGGUGGAAGUCAAAUGAAUUGAAAUACCUCUACACUCAUUAAUACAAUAAUGCUUCUUAGCUGCAAAUCUUUAGCCUGAUUGUUUGAAUAAUAUAGCCGUUUCUACGUGGCAUCUGCUUUUUUAUAGAUGAUGUCUUGAUUCGUGAAGAAUUGGUAUACAGAUUACGAUGGCCGAAAUCACAGGGCUCGAAAAAUGAGAAUGAUGAAUAGAAUAAAGGGUUCUUGAUUCCUUGUUCUUCGAUUUCACAAGAACCCCAUUGUGACAUGAAACAUCAAGAAUGUUUUCAACACUGGCUCGUUGCAUAUAGUUGCAAAUUGGUUGUUACAUCACACUUCAAGCAUAUUUUACAAUCUAUUGGUAAUAAUUUAUAAUCGAUGACUUGGAAUAUAUGUAUAUCUUGAGAAAUUUUUUCGCCAUAAUGAGGCGAAGCACAUUAUAGAAUGAUUUAGAGAUGGAUGUUUUCAUGGUGAAAAUGAUUAUGGUUCAUGGUCUGCGAUUAUAAGGUGCAGAUGUGAGAGAUAAGUGGGCAGGGAGUUAUUGUAUUUCUUUAUUAUCAUUUACUCUUUUGAUCCUAUUAUGUACCCAAAAAGACGGGAGCAAUGCAUAAACGUUUUUCAGUA
This is a messenger RNA of Gossypium raimondii (Peruvian cotton), 2155 nucleotides long. Its product is annotated as pentatricopeptide repeat-containing protein At1g53600, mitochondrial. Bases 40 to 1551 code for a protein of 503 amino acids. The record is from RefSeq and is a predicted model, not a curated record. NCBI's taxonomy places the organism in Eukaryota, Viridiplantae, Streptophyta, Magnoliopsida, Malvales, Malvaceae. The transcript is spliced from 2 exons. Gene Ontology annotation, biological process: RNA modification. Gene Ontology annotation, molecular function: protein binding; RNA binding.